UGCCCAGGUUAGGCGCGCAUAUCCUGAGUUCGUGUCGGAGCGGGAUAUGCUGACGCCAGAUGACGUUAUCUGGGAGCCAUACACCCCAGAGGCGGUGGCGAGACGUGCACCUUUAGGCCUGUCUCUACACUGCUCUGCGAAUGCGGGUAUGUGGCUUACUACAUCCGUCCUUGUUUACGACAUCGCGGUUGAGGCGCAUUGCCCGCACAGGGUCAUGAGAUAGUUUGGACAGCGACAGGAGUUUCCGGUGGCCACGGCUUUGGACCGAGUCGAACGGUACAACCACAGGUUGUCGAGGAGUGGCAUGCCGUGCUCAGCCGUUUGGCACACCACGAUGCAGCCGUGGUUGGAGCAAUGGGACGAUGAAGAUGAGAACGUGGUCAAGCCGACAGGACCACACACAGACAGCUCUUUCAGGGCUUACCUCACCUGGUACUUGCCUCGGACUCGGGCUCGUUUGGUCUUUCCUGACACGAACCCGCAGCCACACCAGACGAGUCUUCGGGAUGGCUACGCCAAGCACCACGUGGAAGCACUAGCUGGCGCGGUGAGUCUCUUCAUAGUGUUUGCAAAUGGAUUCAAAUUCAUAAUAUUAUUCAAUAUGCAGGCGGACUGCUCUGCUUACCUCACGAGGGUGGAUCACGGUUCCCCUAUGACCCAGGUUGAGCAGAGAGAGGCAUGGUCCAGGCACCGUGACCACUUGCGUACAGUACUGCAAGAUUUUGGUAGCCGUGUGGACUAUGAAGAGAGCCAAGGAUCGUCACAGGCCUCGACGUCGUUCUCGUGUCCGGCGAUGACACACGAGCCGACCUCUCAGCCAGAUCAGGGACGUCAGUGGAACACUACUGCAGGAUUCGGUCUCUCUUCUUCCUUCGGCCAUACUGGCCAUUGGGGCCAACAAGGAUCCCACUUCGUCCCACAGCAGGGGAUGGAAAUGUUUGGAGGGACAGCGCCAGUUGGGGGACCGUACCCAGGGAUGGGACCGCCGCCAUCGACACCAGCCUACCCAGGAUUCUAUCCAGAUGCGGGCGUCGGACCUUCUUCCUCUGCACAACCUGGGUUCGUCUCAGACACGUUCGUUCCAGAUAGCGGUGGCUUCAACUUAGAAGAUCUCGACAACUUCACUUCCCUCUCACCCGCGGAGCAAGGUGACCCCGAUGUCUUGGGAUCUUCACAGCUAGGAGGAGCACCACUUGGUUACUCUCAGCAGCAGACACCGCAGCCUUCUGUGCGUCCUCAGCGACAAAUGAGGUUUCCGGAUCGUCACACCUACUCGCAGGGCCAUGUCCAUGCCCAGCAGAGGGCGAAGAGUGUCCGACACCGUCGGGGUGGCUAGAUAUGACUUAUGUUUGUAUCUUGUAUGUUUCUUUGUAAUGACAUAGUGGCCGAACGUUUAUAUCUUA
Panicum virgatum (switchgrass) is the source of this 1403-nucleotide messenger RNA. RefSeq lists its product as uncharacterized. Lineage: Eukaryota; Viridiplantae; Streptophyta; Magnoliopsida; Poales; Poaceae. Bases 305 to 1336 code for a protein of 343 amino acids. The record is from RefSeq and is a predicted model, not a curated record. The transcript has 5 exons.